UUGACAUUCUGACAAAAAAAAAAAAAAAAAAAAAUCUAUUCUCUGGGUCCAAACUUCAAAGUUCAAAAUAUAACGCUUAACUUUAAAACAAAUCCUAGCGAUUUUCCUCAAAUCUAAUUCUGGGUAUUCACUUCGAAUUUUCCUUAAAACCCCAUAAAAAUUGGUGAUUCAUAGAAGAAAUUAACAAUGAAAGCGGUAGUUAUAACAAGCCCAGGAGGUCCAGAAGUACUGCAAUUGCAAGAGGUAGAAGACCCCCAAAUUAAAGAUGAUGAAGUUUUAAUCAAAGUUGAAGCAACUGCCCUUAAUCGAGCAGAUACCAUUCAGAGGAAGGGCUCCUACCCUCCCCCUCCUGGGGCUAGUCCUUAUCCUGGUCUAGAAUGUUCUGGAACCAUCCUUCAACUUGGCAACAAUGUCACUCGCUGGAAAGUUGGUGAUCAGGUGUGUGCGCUUCUUAGUGGAGGAGGUUAUGCUGAGAAAGUGGCUGUUCCUGCAGGACAGGUUCUUCCUGCCCCAGAUGGUGUUUCUCUCAAGGAUGCUGCAAGUUUCCCAGAGGUGGCAUGCACUGUUUGGUCAACUGUUUUCAUGACAAGCCGACUUUCUGCAGGAGAAGCAUUUUUGGUUCAUGGGGGCUCUAGUGGCAUUGGCACUUUCGCUAUUCAAAUAGCUAAAUAUUAUGGAGCCAAAGUAUUUGUAACUGCAGGUACUGAAGAAAAGCUGGCAUAUUGUAAAGAUCUUGGAGCUGAUGUGUGUAUCAAUUACAAGACAGAAAAUUUUGUUGGGAGAGUGAAAGAAGAGACAGCUGGAAAAGGUGUUGAUGUUAUAUUAGACAACAUGGGAGGAGUUUACUUGCAGCGAAACAUUGACAGCUUGAAUUUAGAUGGGCGGCUUUUUAUUAUUGGCUUCCAAGGUGGAUCUACCUCACAAAUUAACCUUGCAAGUUUAGCAGCAAAGAGACUCACGGUGCAAGCUGCUGGCCUGCGGAAUAGAACUCCAGAGAACAAAGCACUUAUUGUGAAGGAAGUAGAGAAGAAUGUGUGGCCUGCUAUCAAAGAGAAGAAGGUGAAGCCUGUAGUUCACAAGUACUUUUCUCUCUCACAGGCAGCUGAAGCCCACCAGCUUAUGGAAAGUAGCAAGCAUAUUGGCAAAAUAUUGCUUCUUCCAUGAUAGAUGAGAUGCUUCUACCAAUCAGCCCGACUCAGAACAAAUGCAGUAAAUAUUCCCCUAGAAACAACCUAAAUGGCUGAUUGUUCUAGCCAUAGUCCAUUGUAUUAUCUAUGUUGGAUCUGUAAGUUUUUGAGAAGAUCUACAGUCAAUAAAUGAAAUCUUACGUUGUUGAGAUUUUAAUGGAUUGUUUCCUUAAGAUGCUUAUUUGACAUAUAAGUAUAUUUUUCACUUGUGCA
Molecule: messenger RNA, 1400 nt
Organism: Chenopodium quinoa (quinoa)
Lineage: Eukaryota; Viridiplantae; Streptophyta; Magnoliopsida; Caryophyllales; Amaranthaceae
Product: quinone oxidoreductase PIG3-like
Exons: 6
Coding region: 187-1164 (325 amino acids)
Molecular function (GO): oxidoreductase activity
Source: RefSeq, a predicted model, not a curated record